Molecule: messenger RNA, 2574 nt
Organism: Neospora caninum
Lineage: Eukaryota; Apicomplexa; Conoidasida; Eucoccidiorida; Sarcocystidae
Product: mgc81714 protein, related
Exons: 15
Coding region: 1-2574 (857 amino acids)
Molecular function (GO): ATP hydrolysis activity; ATP binding
Source: RefSeq, a predicted model, not a curated record
AUGGGGCAGGAGAGCGAAAACAUCCUCGACGCUCUCCGAGCGGUCACAGCAGGAAAAGUCGACGAUGGGACUUUAGAGUACAUGGCCGGCAUGCUCGAGGAGGAGGGCCUUGCGCAGCUGUCGGUGACCACCGCGGUCGACCUCAUCGGCGACUUCCUCCACGACGCAGGCGUUUCGAAAAACGAACAGGAGGCACGGGCGGUCUGCGAGAAGCUGCUGAGUCUGCUGCGAAAGGACGCGCCUGGCGGCAAAGACGCGGGAGACCCGAACGAAAAGCAGCACGGCAACUCGGCAGGAGACGACGCUUUAGACGGCGCCAAGCGCACAGAUGGAGACGGCUCUCUGUCGAAGCCUCGGGACUUUGCGAUGCCGAUGAAACUCGGCGACAUGGCGGGCGGUCUCGGCGUCCGUUCGUUUGACGAUCCGUUCCUCGGUCUCCAACAGAGCUCGGCGAAGGUGAACUACAACGCGCCGGUCCUCUACGGCACAGACCCCGAAGGCGCUGCAGCCGCUGCAGCCGCUGCGCAGCAGCAGCAGUGCAUGCAGCAGCAGCGCGAACGCCACCUGCGGCAGUUGAAGGAGUGGGAGAAGAACAAACCUCCGCUCCCGCCUCCCAAAAGAAAGCACGGAGACAAACAACUGAAGAAAAUGGGAGAGGGCAUCCUCGUCGACAGCUUCUCCAUCGCCGUCGCAGGCCGAGAAUUGCUGAUCGACGCCCAGCUGAAACUUGUGAAGGGACGACGCUACGGGCUUGUGGGCAGGGGUAUGGACUGGCUCGGCAUUCCUUCUCACGUCUCGGUCGACUCGUGUCAGGCUCGAGAUGCGUUUUGCUUUGCGUCAAAUUUUGCGGCUCGCAGAAAUGGUAUCGGGAAGAGUACACUGCUCUCGGCGCUGGCUCGCCAAGAAAUCCACGGCGUCGAUCCAGAUAUAGCGAUCGGGAUGGUGGAGCAAGAGCACCUCUGGGGGUCUGAGACCGUGCUGGACGCGGUGCUGGCAGUCGACGAAGAUCGCCUGCGCCUGCUGGAGGAGGAGGAAGUGCUGCUGAAGCAAGAAGAUCAAUCGGAUAAGGUCGGCCGACGCCUCGGAGUGAUCUACGAGAGACUCCAAGAGAUCGAUGCAGCGAACGCAGAGAAGACGGCGGCGACGAUUCUGCGGGGUCUCGGCUUCACAGAGAGCAUGCAACACAUGAGAGUGACGGCGCUCUCAGGAGGCUGGCGCAUGCGCGUGCUCCUCGCGCGCUGUCUGUUCAGCAACCCGGACGUGCUUUUGCUCGAUGAGCCGACGAACCACUUGGACUUGGAAGCGGUCCAGUGGCUGACGAACUAUCUGUCCGUUAACGAGGGACCCGCUGGCGACGCACAAACGAUGCGGUGCGGCAAAGACAAAAUCGUCAUUGUCGUUUCGCACGCACGCGAAUUUCUCAACGACGUGUGCACAGACAUGAUUCACUUCACGAACCAAAGCCUGACUUACUACAAGGGUGACUUCGACACCUUUGAGUCGGUACGAGCCGCGCAACUCCUUCAGCAGCAGCGACAGGCCGAGGCGCAACAAGCGAAAAUCAAGCACGUACAAUCCUUCAUCGACAAAUUCCGAUACAAUGCCAAACGGGGGGCUGUUUGCUGCGUGUGGGUGUGUGCGGCCGCGCGGGGUGUCUGCAGCGCGUCUUUGGUUCAGAGUCGCAUCAAACUGCUGAGCAAGUUGCCGAUGCUGGACAUGGUGGCGGAAGAUCCUUCUCUCCACUUUAACUUCAAAGAGCCCGAGGUAUUGGCAGCGCCCUUGCUCCAGGCCGAGGAAGUCACGUUCAGUUACGCGCCUCGGAAGGCCGACGGCGACGAGGCUGCGCAGGACGCAAAGGCAGACGGCCAGGAGACUCCCGACGCAGCCUCCGGCGAGCACGCGGAACAGAACACUCAGAAGAAGGAGGGAGGAAAACUGAUCGUUCGCGGCCUCAAUCUCAACGUCGACAUGGACUCCCGAAUUGCGCUGUGUGGUGUGAACGGAAGCGGGAAAAGUACCAUUUUGAAGCUUCUCGUUGGCUCAGAGCAGCCCACAAAGGGAAUGGUGCACCGGAACGGCAAGCUGAGAAUCGGGUACUUCACCCAGCAGCACGUGGACCAACUCGACCUGACUCUCAACGCCGUACAGUCCCUGCAAAUGAGAUAUCCGGAAGCAGGCCUCAAGGACGAAGCCGCGCGAACGUACCUGGGCCAGUUCGGCAUCAGCGGUCUAUUGGCGCUCGAGCCUUUGUACAUUCUCUCCGGAGGUCAAAAAAGUCGUGUUGCCAUCGCUCUCAUGGCGUUCAACAACCCCCACAUUUUGAUUCUCGAUGAGCCGACGAACCAUCUCGAUCUGGAUGCUGUCCAAGCCCUGAUUGCGGCGCUGAACAACUUCAAAGGCGGCGUUCUCCUGGUUAGCCACGACAGCCACCUUCUCUCGUGCGUCGUCGAAGAAAUUUUCUACAUGGACGAACAGGCUCACAAGUUGCAAAAGUACCACGGCGACUUCUUGAAAUAUCGCAAGGAGCUCUUGAAGCGGGCAAAGGCAGCAGCCGCUGCCCAAGCGAACCACUGA